GUGAAUGUGUGCAGACAGCAAUCCAAAUAUUGCGGCUGAGAACCUUUUGUGAAGUCAAUCUUUUUGUUGCUUUGAAAACGUGUGUAAAAUAAAAAAGACCGAACACAAGUGUUUUCGAUACCAUUUGUAACACUUUUUUCGAUGUAAAUGCAAUCAUUCAUUGAAAUUUGUCUUUGUAUCUUUUUUCUCGUGUAAAUAAUAAAGAAGCUGUGUAAAGAGUGCCGAUUUUUCAAAUUUAAAACUCUGUAUUUUGCGCAUUCCUGGUCUAGUAUUCGGUGGUGACUUGUUUCAGACAUUUGAGCUCAAAGUGAUUUAUUGUACACAAAAAGAAAAUCAACAAACAUUUGUUCGCAAUAUUUCUUAAUUAUAAUCUAUCCGAGUAUAAUUAGUGUUAAUUUUUAAUAUAAACUGUUAUCACGUCGUCGAAACAGCUAGACAGAGAGAGCGCAUUUCGUGAUUUGGUCGUGCGCAAAUUACUUCAAAAAGUUUUCGUUUGAUUGUAAUGAUUGUUUUUAUCUAAAACGCUUGGCCUCAAAUCGGUUUGAAGUUAAUCUAAACGCGGCAAUACAGUACAUAGGUCUCAGUGGUGUCGGUGGUGUUCUCAAUCGUUUGCGUGCCAAGUGAUAAACAGCGAUAAGCGCCAGAUAAUCAGUGUGCGUUUGCGUCAUGAAAAACAGUUUUGAUCAAUUUUUUGCUAUUGAAUACGAAAACAGACACAGAGAAAAAACGGAAAGAACGACACGAUGAAUCAAAUGGAAUCGACUGAACCAACGACGAUGAUCAAACAACGAAGCAACUACAACGUCAUCAAAUCGCUUAAAGAAUACAAUCGAUCACAAACAAACAAAAUUGCUCGCAUUGAACACGAUACAGCAUUGGAUCAUGACGUCGAUGGUGCGUCACUUGAAAGCGAUUUGCCGCAACUGUCCGAACCAAGUGGCAUUGUAAAAACGUUGAAAAAAUUCCCAAUUUAUUACGAAUGGGUGCAAACACUGAUCGAUUACAAUGACGAACUCGUCGAAAUUAUUGACAACAUACAUUCAAAGUCGACGAUGACAAAGGCUACUGCUACGAAGAGUACGAGUUUGAUUGAUUUUAAUGUCAGUGAAUGUAAAAAUGUUCAAUCGACCACAUCGAACAAUCUCUUAUCCGCUGCACCCAAUACCAUGAACUACGAACAAAUUUUAAAUCAAAACCAAAAAUUACACGAUCAGAAUGACGACCUAAAGCGUAAAAUCAAGAAUUUGGAACGACAAAAUAAAGGACUUGAAGAGGCAGCGAUUGAAGCUCGUGUACUCGUUUUUGAAGUGGCCGAACGACAUGAUAUGAUUAUAAAAUUGAAAAAUGAAAUUAACGAUAUGGAACAACAGCUCAAGCAGAAAGAUACUCAUAUCCAAUUUAAAGAUCAAAUUAUCAAAGAAUUGCGACAACAACGACGAACAAAUGUUUCACGGUGUGCGCACAAUUUGGGCAAAACAAAACUUGAUUCGAUUGACAAAGUGGUCGAUUUAAUUCGAACCGUUAGAGAUAUAAGUCCAGAGUCAUCAUCGAAGAUUUGUGAUUGUAAUAAUGAUUCUUACCAAGAAAAAGAAAACCAAACCGACGAUGAAUUGUGUCAAUUGUUCGAUAUCGGUCACGAAUAUGCUAGAAAAAUUGAAUCACAACAAACGGAAAUUGAUAUAUUAAAUGCGGAAAUCAAUAAACGGCAAGUGAACUACGACAAAAUCUCCAAGGCGUAUGCGGCUCUGCAACAGCAGCUGGAAUCGGUUAAAGCAAUAAGUGCCAACUCAAACAACGUCGCUGAUUUUCAGGUCGGAAAAACAGUUGGUUCAACGGUCGAUAGUGCUACAGCCGAAGAAUUUACAACGGCAAUCGCCGAUAAAACACAUUUAGCAAAUUUGAUUACAACACUCAAAUCGGAACUUUCAUCAACAAAUGCACUAUUGAAAAUUAAAGAAAAGGAUUUUAACGAUGCAAAGGAACAACUUAAACGAAUGAAAGGAGACCACAGUGAUGCUAACCAAAGGGUGGCCUUAUUGGAAAAACAAUGUGAAAAUUAUCGAUUAACUAUCAAGCAAUUGGAAGAAAACCUCCAAACACAUUCCGACACAAUCAAGCGACUUGAAGAAAACCAAACAUUUUUAAAAUCUCAAAUGGCUGAAUCUCAGGAAAAACAGCAAAAUUAUCAAAAAUUGAUGGACGAAAAUCGAAAACUAGAAUCAAAUGUAAAUUUCUUAACAACGCACUCAUCGUCGCCGCCCAUUUCCAGUACAUUUACAUGCAGCAAUAAUGUCAGCAGUUCAAAUUCGAAUUGCUCGUGUCACCACUAUCACCACCGGGAUCGAGAAAACUCGGCCGAUAUUCUUGGCGAAAACCUACAAACAUCAUUUCAAGAAAAUAUGAAACUGAAUAAGGUGAUAAUGCUGCUUCGUGACGAAAACAUCGAUUUGCGUGAGCGAAUUAUUGAUGUCGAAACCGAUUAUGUCACACUCGAUGAUUCGUACCGUCACUUUAUAACGGUAUGCAUAAAAUUGAUAUAUCCAAGUUGUAAUUAGUUAGCAAAUGAAAGAAAUUGUACAUUCGAAGGGGAACCAAGAAUACUAUACGGAAUUAUCGAUAAGUCGUGAAUGGACGAUUGAUUCACACAUUUAUUGGUGUCACAGUGAAUUGUCGUAGUAGUAUUUUAUGCUAAGUGCAUAAAAACAGUUAAGUUCCACUAUUCUUCAUCAGCACACAUAAAUUUAC
Molecule: messenger RNA, 2745 nt
Organism: Contarinia nasturtii (swede midge)
Lineage: Eukaryota; Metazoa; Arthropoda; Insecta; Diptera; Cecidomyiidae
Product: spindle pole body component 110-like
Exons: 11
Coding region: 744-2555 (603 amino acids)
Source: RefSeq, a predicted model, not a curated record